This is a messenger RNA of Carlito syrichta (Philippine tarsier), 5284 nucleotides long. RefSeq names its product GA binding protein transcription factor alpha subunit (gene GABPA). Gene Ontology annotation, biological process: regulation of transcription by RNA polymerase II; cell differentiation. The record is from RefSeq and is a predicted model, not a curated record. The transcript is spliced from 10 exons. Gene Ontology annotation, molecular function: DNA-binding transcription factor activity, RNA polymerase II-specific; sequence-specific DNA binding. NCBI's taxonomy places the organism in Eukaryota, Metazoa, Chordata, Mammalia, Primates, Tarsiidae. Bases 584 to 1948 code for a protein of 454 amino acids. Gene Ontology annotation, cellular component: nucleus.
CGACCGGACAGCUCUAGGUGAGACAGAAGCCAAACAGGAGGAGGAAGUGGAGGGUAAGUGCUUCCGGGUCCCCUGGCGAAGCUUCCGCCAUCUUUUCUUCGCCUAACCUGACCCGCUCGUUUUCCUCCUUGACACCUUGCUUUUGCGCAUGCUCACUGUGACUGGCUUGUCCCCUAGUUCAAGCUCCCCUCUGUGUCAGCGUCCUGUUCUUUCGGGUUGUUGAGGUGUAUGACUGUGCGGGGAAACUGAGACUAUGUAAAACAAAGCGGAUCGGGGCGUUGUGCUUCCUUGGGCCUCGUGAGCCUCCGUUGCCUUGGGCGUUGUUUCGCACACCCUGCUGGGAGUUGUAGUCCCGGACCCGGGGGUGCCUGGGAGGCGGGAGGGGGGUUGGAGUUGCUCGGCGCCGAUUCCGCGGGAAGGGCCCGGGGGCCUCACACUUGGAGUCUCGGGAGCGGCAGGUCUUACCCGGAGAGACGCUGCACGUGGAGCCCGCGCCGCCGCCGUUCUCAGCCGGCUGUGGAGCGCGGGCAGGGGCGACCGGGCCGAUUCCGGAGCGGGACUGGUCUUUUGAAAUACUUCAACCAUGACUAAAAGAGAAGCAGAGGAGCUGAUAGAAAUUGAGAUUGAUGGAACAGAGAAACCAGAGUGCACAGAAGAAAGCAUCGUAGAGCAAACCUACACACCAGCUGAAUGUGUAAGCCAGGCCAUAGACAUCAAUGAACCAAUAGGCAAUUUAAAGAAACUACUAGAACCAAGACUGCAGUGUUCUUUGGAUGCUCAUGAAAUUUGCCUGCAAGAUAUCCAGCUGGAUCCGGAACGAAGUUUAUUUGACCAAGGAGUAAAGACAGAUGGAACUGUACAGCUUAGUGUACAGGUAAUUUCUUACCAAGGAAUUGAGCCAAAGCUAAACAUUCUUGAAAUUGUUAAACCUGCGGACACUGUUGAAGUAGUUAUUGAUCCAGAUGCCCACCAUGCUGAAUCAGAAGCACAUCUCGUUGAGGAAGCUCAAGUCAUAACUCUUGAUGGCACAAAGCACAUCACAACCAUUUCAGAUGAAACCUCAGAACAAGUGACAAGAUGGGCUGCCGCACUGGAAGGUUAUAGGAAAGAACAAGAACGCCUUGGGAUACCCUAUGAUCCCAUACAAUGGUCCACAGACCAAGUCCUGCAUUGGGUUGUGUGGGUGAUGAAGGAAUUCAGCAUGACGGAUAUAGACCUCACCACACUCAACAUUUCGGGAAGAGAAUUAUGUAGUCUCAGCCAAGAAGAUUUUUUUCAGCGUGUCCCUCGGGGAGAAAUUCUCUGGAGUCAUCUGGAGCUUCUAAGAAAAUAUGUACUGGCAAGCCAAGAACAACAGAUGAAUGAAAUAGUUACAAUUGAUCAACCUGUGCAAAUCAUUCCAGCAUCAGUGCAGUCUGCUACACCAACUACCAUUAAAGUUAUAAAUAGUAGUGCAAAGGCAGCUAAAGUACAAAGAGCUCCAAGGAUUUCAGGAGAAGAUAGAAGCUCACCUGGGAACAGAACAGGAAACAAUGGCCAAAUCCAACUAUGGCAGUUUUUGCUAGAACUUCUUACUGACAAGGAUGCUCGAGACUGUAUUUCUUGGGUUGGUGAUGAAGGCGAAUUUAAGCUAAAUCAACCUGAACUGGUUGCACAAAAAUGGGGACAACGUAAAAAUAAGCCUACAAUGAACUAUGAGAAACUUAGUCGUGCAUUAAGGUAUUAUUAUGAUGGGGACAUGAUUUGUAAAGUUCAAGGCAAGAGAUUUGUGUACAAGUUUGUCUGUGACUUGAAGACUCUUAUUGGAUAUAGUGCAGCAGAGUUGAACCGUUUGGUCACAGAAUGUGAACAGAAGAAACUUGCAAAGAUGCAACUCCAUGGAAUUGCCCAGCCAGUCACUGCAGUAGCCCUGGCCACUGCUUCUCUGCAGACGGAAAAGGAUAAUUGAGCCCCGGGACCUUUGGGACUCCAAAGUCUUUCUUCUAUAUUUAGAGCAAGUAUGGCUCUUACCUUUAUUACCGAAUUUGAAUCUUCUUUUAUUUCUAGACUGUACAAUCUGAUGCAUGAUUUUUUUAUGAAUAUUUCAUACUCUUGUGAAUUUGGAUCUUUUUACUUUGAGCAUAUAUUUUAGAAUAUGUAUACGUUAAGGAGCACCACAGUGUCUGCAACUAAUUAAGGCAGGUUCAUUGUGGGAUAGUUUGCUAACAGUCAGGAAAACUAAACUGGUCAGUAUUAAUGUCUAGCCCUACCAAAAAUAGCCAGUAGUAUCUGAAAAUGAAAAAUAAAUGAAGUAUCUCCAGGAAGCAGUCUGACUUAACUAUUUUUGAAAAUAUAACUGUUUCCCCUCUCUGCUGCUUUAGAUGUUGCUUUACAUAGAACCAGAAAAUGGAAUUUCUCGGCUAAAGCAUGUGUGCCUGUUUCAUCUAAUCAAGCAGAGCUAAAAUGUUCAUAUCGAAUAAAAUUAUAAUAAUACUAAUAAAUUACUAGACUAAGUAUCAGGUUAUUAAAGUAAUUUAUAUAUUUGCAAGCAGAGGAUGAUAAGAAGUUGACUGGCAAAAGAGCAGUGCUGAAGAAGGAGAUCCAGGUUUAAAUCUGGCUUAGCUCAAGUCAAUUUUAAGGAUUUUCUGUAUAGAUUAUUCAUAUCAGACCAGAACUAAAAUUAUUUUGAGAGAGGCAUUUAAUUCUGAUAAACCAGCUAUUAUGAAAAAUUCUAAAAUGAUCUCUGUUUUUCCUGUCAGAGAUUUUAAAAACUGAAACGGUAUACCUCAGCCAGAAAAUAAAAGUUGGGUUUAGUUUGGUAUGGCUUCCUUUUUUUUUUUUUUUUUUUUAAAGUACCAAUAGUGCUGGUUAAUUAUGCAAAGCAGCUUAUGUAUUCCUGUGUUUCUGGUGAAAUGAAGACUUUAAAUCAGUCAGCAGUACUUUACCUUUCAAGACAUUAGUAAAUUACUUGGAAAUAGUUUUAAGAGGAAAACGUUACCUCCAUUAUAAGCAGUGUUCUCUUUAAAACAAUACUUUCCAUUUAUUUAAAUUUUUUCUUAUGAAUAUUUUAUGUGUAUGUAUACAAAUAUCUAUAUACAUGUUCAAUUGACCAUUUUAUAUAUACAUACACAUGUAUAUAGAGACAUAAAGAUACUCAGAAGAAAAAUUAUUAAAUAACUUAUUCUAAAAAUUCAAAGUUAACUAAUUCUUACAUAUAUGAAAUUUCUUACAUAAGCUAACAUUAAACAGAAAUGGCUAGAAAUGUCUUUUUCUUUCUUUCUUUGUGUUAUUUUAUAGUUUUAAGCAUGAAUCAUGAUAUGAGACACUAGCAAUUAGCUUUAAUCCUCUUAUAUAUUUGAGAAGGAUGAUUUUCAAAUAUUUAUGCACCUUCUCCAUUAUUUCCUUUAAGGCCGUCACCCAAAACAGCUUUUUAAGAGUUCGGUUAAUGCUUUUGACUUAACUAGGAAAAAAAGGCCAUGGUGAUACAGACAAGGUGGCAUUGUAAGCAAUUCCUGCUACCAGUCCUAAAUAGUGGUUUGGCGUAAAUCAUAGGAAGCAGGCAUCUUAGGGUCAAGAAAGAGAGGAGAGAGGGGAGGAAUCUUUGAUCCCCUUUUUUUGGUAACCUUAAAUCAUAAUUUUAAGUACUGUACUAUAGGACUACAAUGGUACUCUCAGUUCAUUUAUAUUAUUUAGUCCUUUAAGAUUCUGCAGUAGAUAUCUAAAAAGAGUAAAAUUUGUACUUCUAUUUUUACUUUUUUACAAACAUAGAAAAUAUUACAAAUUAUUAGUAAAAUUUGGGCGUUGUGAUUGCAAGAAUAUCUGAAUAUAUAGAGCUCUGCCUUCAGAUAAAAAAUAGCGUAAAAGGUUUUUGCACUAUCCUCCUAUGGUCUAGCAAGUUGAAAAGUCACUUAUAACAUUAAAAAAAAAAUAAAGUAGGUAUAUCUUCUGGUAUAUCAUCAAGAGCUUAAGAAUCUUGGUUUUCAGAUUUAAAAUGCUUUUGGGAAGACAUAUAUUAAAAUUCUAGUCAAGAUGAUAGACUUUCUUUAUAUUUCAAUUAUAUGUGUGUGUGUGUGUGUGUUUUUUAAGACUAGGACCACACUCUUUUAGAUCCCUAAAAUCAAACUUAUUUUUAUCCUUUCAGCAUUGCCCAGAUUCUUUUUUUUUUUUUUUUUUAAACACAUUUAUUUUCUUUGGCAAUAUUCCUCAUCAUAAUUUGAACAGAGACGGUUCUCAUACAUAAUCAGGUGCUUUUUCUUUUUUAUUUUUCACCUUUCUCUUAUCAUUUUAGGCACCACAACAUAGGUAAUGUGACUAAUUUCUCCAGUUGAUUCUAGAAAAAUUCAUUACUUUGUUUCAACUUACAUAUAAAAUAUUUGUAUUGCCCUUAUUGGGGUCACAGUUAUCGGAAAGUCAGUUUGUUUUUUCUUCUAUUAAAAAAAUAACUUGUGUUGGUAAAAGAAAAUAUAAUUUAUGCUUUCAUUAUUUGCUUUGUUUUUAUUAAUGAUUUUUUCAUAGGAGACUUUAAAAUACACUCAAAGGAAGAAAGAUAAAAUUAUUGGUCAUUGUACCUUAUAAGUACAAGAAUAAUGAAAUGUUCACUUUUGUUUUAAAACUUGUUUUUCAUGUGAAGUUUUUGUUGAGCCAACUUUCACACAUAACUUGCUAGCCUGAAGUCUGAAAAUGUGUGUUAGUAUCAGAAAAUCAAACAAAUUAGGCAGAAUUGCUAUAUGUGGUUGAUCUUCACGUGAAUCAACUGAUCACAUUCAUUUAUGUAUUAAUCUAUACCAAUUAUUUAGGAAAAAUGGUUUCAUUUUCUUUCCUAAUAGCGAUACUCAAGUAUGAUAUUCCUUGAAAGGGCUGUACCACCAGCUAUUUUUGUGAGAUCUGAUGUUUUCCAUAUUCAUCAUUUUAUGCUACUGCCUUUUAAAAAUGACUAGUGUAUCUUUGAAAUAGCACAAAAAAGGUUUUAAAAUUCAUAAUUGCAAAACAAACCUGUUACUAACUUGAUGUCUUCAGAUGUAAAGGAUGUAAAAAUAUUGAUACUUCAAUAUUUUCAAUAUUUCGCUUGCUGCCAGGAAAAAAAAACACUCUCAAUCUUUUGUAAAAGGGAGGAAGAAUUUUGCAUACAUUUUUACUCUUUAAAUAAAGACACUUAUACUGUCAUAAUAACAAUUAUGUAUUUCUUUGUGGUUUUUAUUUUUUUGUAAUUUUACAUAAAACAGUUAUUUUCUAUUUUUACUCAGAUAAAAAUAUUUGUGCAUAAAAUGUAAAAACAGUAAAAUGAGAAAAAUAAAACUAUUAUGCA